AUGGGUUCGUCAUCGAUCAGGGAAUUGCUGGGUUUGGGUUACUGGGUUCAAGGAUUCAGGUGCUUCCCAUGGCUAGCUGUCAAUUUCUUCUUGAAAGAUGGUCUCAGUGUCGACUCUUCCACUCUACAGCUCCUCCAGAACUCCGCCAAUCUCCCCAUGGUAGCUAAACCUCUCUACGGCGUUAUCUCCGACGCCGUCUAUAUCUCCGGCCAGCACCGUAUCCCUUACAUCGCCAUCGGCACUCUCUUGCAGGCAAUUUCAUGGCUAGGCAUUGCACUCCUCUCACCAUCAAGCACCUCCAUGCUUACCUUAUCCCUUUAUCUCCUCCUCGGCAACCUCGGAGCUUCUCUAGCAGAGGUGGCAAAUGACGCUAUUGUAGCAGAGGCAGGAAAGUCAUCGUCAUUGUCAUCAUCUUCAUCUAGCGAGCUGCAGUCAUUUGUUUGGAUAGCAUCCUCUGCUGGUGGAGCCAUUGGGAAUCUCUUAGGCGGCAUAGCCUUGAGCAACUUCUCUCCUCAAACUAUGUUCCUCUUCUUCGCUAUAGUUUCAUCCCUCCAAUUUCUCAUCACCAUUUCGGUCCGUGAAAGAUCCCUCGACCUCCCAAAGCGUGCCUCCAAUUCCGGGAUCACCAAGCAGCUCCUCCAGCUCUCUGCCGCAUUACGCAAACCCGAGAUUGCUCGCCCCAUCGCUUGGUUAGCCGCUUCGUACGCCAUCAUCCCAGCACUGACAGGUACCAUGUUCUACUACCAAACACAGCACCUCAAAAUCAACUCAUCCGUGUUGGGAAUCUCCAAGGUGUUUGGCCAAGCCGCGAUGCUCACCUGGAGCGUGGUUUACAAUCAUCGCCUGAAGUCCAUUCCAGCAAGGAAAUUGAUCGCUGCGAUUCAGACAACUAUGGCACUGCUCAUGGCUUCCGAUGUCCUGUUCGUGAGGGGAGUUUAUCGGAACAUGGGCGUUCCAGAUUCACUUUACGUUGUAGUCUUCUCAGGUCUCCUGGAGGUACUCUACUUCUUCAAGCUUCUCCCAUUCAACAUCGUGAUGGCGCAGCUAUGCCCUCCAGGAUGCGAGGGUUCCCUGAUGGCAUUAGUGGCAUCAGCUGUAGCCCUCUCGUUCAUCAUCAGUGGCUAUCUCGGCAUCGCACUUGUAUCGUUCGUUGGUGUGACCGGAGAUGACUUCUCGAGGCUGCCCAGGGGACUCCUGAUACAGGCCUUAUGCACAAUGGUACCUGUCUACUGGGCUUCCUGUAUCCCAGAUGGUAAGAAGCUCGCAGAGAAGAAGGAAUGA
Messenger RNA from Linum trigynum, 1281 nucleotides. The record is from the annotation of a GenBank genome assembly. Lineage: Eukaryota; Viridiplantae; Streptophyta; Magnoliopsida; Malpighiales; Linaceae.